This is a messenger RNA of Trichoderma breve, 588 nucleotides long. RefSeq lists its product as uncharacterized. Bases 1 to 588 code for a protein of 195 amino acids. NCBI's taxonomy places the organism in Eukaryota, Fungi, Ascomycota, Sordariomycetes, Hypocreales, Hypocreaceae. The transcript is spliced from 2 exons. The record is from RefSeq and is a predicted model, not a curated record.
AUGCGGUCUAACCUCUUUGCUCUGGCUUUUGCCGCUGUCGGUGUCAGUGCUGCUCCGGCUGCCGACACCACCCUCACCGCGGACCAGGCCACAACCAUCCUCAAGAGUCUUAUUGACUCUCUCCAAGCCGCUGGAGAUCUUCGAGCCUCUCUGCAGAAAGCCACUCCACAGUUUACUGAGGAAAAUGCUGCUUCUCCUUAUCAGGCGCGUUCAGAGAAAAGCGAGAACUUCAUCAGCACAUUGAACCUCUUGCCGCCCAGCAACAACGGCGACUUUGACAUCGGCCCCGCCACUGAUGCACAAGCUGCUACGAUUUGCUCUUUGGUUCCCAAGUUUGAGGCUGCUGGUACUCAUGCGAGCGAUACGCUUAUUAAUGUGCCCGGAUUCCAAGACGACAAUACUGGCCCUGCACGUACGGCGGCACUCAACUUGGGCUUUGCAUUGGAUAAUCUAGGUUGGCAGUUGAACAUGUUUCACUGGGGCUUUAUUAACUCUGGUGCGGCACUUACAUGUGACAAGGCUACCCAGGAUGCCUUUUACACUGUACCCAACUUGCUUAUGAAUGCUGGCGAUGCUAUCAUCUACUAG